AGCGAAGUGGUUGCAGUUAGUUGACGACGUGGCCAAGGCGGAGUUCGCGGACACACAAUCUCACCUUGCUUCAUAAAAGAAACGUCGCCGUCACCAAGAAACAUAAACAACAAAAAGUUCCAACCAUGAGAAUCUCUUCGUGCGCUCCCUUCCUUCUCGUUGUGGGAUGGACCAAUGGCUUUUCUCUGGCUCCAUCAUCAGUACGGAAUGGACGAUCUGCCUUUUUGCCGUCAUCUCGGGUGACAGCAUUGGCCAUGGCUGAUGACGACACGACCACUAUUGAUCAGAGCGAAGAUCAAAUGCUGCACACCGCCGAACGUGUUGCGGGUAUGUCUCGUGGAGAAAUCCAACACAUUUUCGAAGAUGUCGAUACGGAUGGUUCCGGAGACAUUGACAUGGCCGAGCUGGACCAACUCAUGACCAAGUACUUUGGAAAAUCGAUCAAAAAGGAAGAUAAGAAAGCCUUGAUGCGCGAUAUUGAUAGCGACAAGAACGGGACAAUCGAUGCCGAGGAAUUCUACAAGUGGAUGGUCUUGAAUGCGCAGAGUGCGGGAACUGCCGAUCAAAAUGGUACCAAAACCCUCCAGCAACGCCAGGAACGUCUCGAUUUGGCGCAUGAAGUGCCACAAGAUUUGCUGGAUUUGUUGGACGAAUUUGGUACCGGUGCCGUCGUGCAAAAGGUGACCCAUCCCCUCCAUUCGGCAUUUGGACGGACAUUGCGCGAUCAUUUUGUGUCUUGCUACCUCCUCUCGAAGGAAUGGGGCAACGACGAGGCUACCAACGUGGCCAAUAUGUUUCACGCCAUUUAUCAACGUGGAGACGGAUUGCGAGCAGUGGAUUUCAACGAAUACCGACCCAAGUUGCAAGAACGGUUGGGAAAGGAUGUCGAAGAGCUUUUGUAUCUAUUUCCCUCGGCUCACAAGAGUGUGUUGGACCUCAACGGUUUGUUGAUGACACCGGUUGGUUGCGAUGUUGAAGUCAACAAUGUACUCGAAGGAGGAAAGGUGACUAUCCCCAAAGAACUUCGACCCAAAUUGGUCGAGAUGGAAGUCAUCAAUUCGCACGAUCAACACGUCCUGGAGAACAGCAGUCCGGUCCAUAAUCUGUGGAGCUUUUACGAACAUGCCAACGCCCUUCCAUUAAUGUCGGAAGGGGCCCAACGCGCUGUCAUUGAAUACAUGAAGCGAGCUCCCGGGGCCACCUGCGCUGAUAUUGUGGAAUGGCAGGAGGCUCGAUUUGAGGAUGCAGGUCAAGAGAUCCCUGAACUAUGGCAAAACCACAUUGCCCUCUUCAAACCCAAAGGCUUCUUCACCUGCAUUGAAGAAAACCUUCAAGACAUGGCUGAUGAAGAUGGAAACGGCGAGAUCUGUUGGGAUGAGUUUACCAGUUUUGACUGGGACAAGUUGUUUCAGUGCAAGGUGUAA
Molecule: messenger RNA, 1424 nt
Organism: Seminavis robusta
Lineage: Eukaryota; Bacillariophyta; Bacillariophyceae; Naviculales; Naviculaceae
Source: the annotation of a GenBank genome assembly